AUGAUGGAUAGCGAGGCUGUUGAUGGCGGCUACUUUGGCCUGCCGAGUGGCCUACAGAGCGGACCGGAUGCAACCAGCCCAGGUUCUGUUCAAAGCGCUGGCGCCUUGUCGAUCGAGCUACCCUCACAUCCGUCUUCGACCAUGGUUGCAUUAACAACACUGCAAUAUCUGCCAAUUCCGCUUCUGGUAUUGUCCGCAGAUGCAACUGUUACGCUUGCAAACGAAGCAAUGGGCCGUCUUCUUGGGAUUGAUUGGUCAGCUACGGCUGCAGAAGGGUUGACUGUAGCAGAGGCUUUGAUUGGAAAGGCCAUGGCUGAGCUCGGGAUAGACAUCCUCCAGAACGGCUCACCCAUACUGGUUUCAUGGCAGGACUUCCUUAAUUCUGUAGUCGAGGAUGCUGCCGCUCAACGAAAAGACCGAUUGUCCGUUGAAGCGAGUCAGCUAGACAGCGGCGGCAGCACACCCACCGCUACUCCCGGUGGCCAGGACUUCGCUGAUGCACCGCCCAAGUUACCACGGUUGAGCAGUCAAAAUCUCACGGGAGCGACAGUACACGACGUAUCAGUGGAUAUAAUCAUAACUCCUACGACUCGUACCGGGGACCGUACCACAUCACAAAACUCAAAAUUCUCCCCGCACGAAAACGCACUUCAAGCCACCAUGAUCAUCUCAGUCUGGGGUAUUGAAGACACCAACUAUUAUACGCUGACUUUCACAAGUGCCCAACCUGUUGAUGCGAAACGCAACACGCGGCCCUCGAGCCGCAUUGUGACUAGAACAACAACCGCCUAUCAGCUCUCUAAAUCCCAUGGCUCCAAUUCCAGUUCUUCUUCGGGACACAGAUCAGGACCAAGCCCAAAAGCCCUGACGCCAACGUUCUCUACGCCUGAUUUCCCACCACGUGGUCCCCCACUAAAGGCCAGAAGCGAUUUGUCCAUGACCGCCAGUAUCUUCCAAAAAGCCUCGCAGAUGAAGGACGCAAUUUUGAACUCAAUCAAUAUGCCAGCAUAUGCUAUGUGGCAGGAUGAGGGAUUUGGAAUACCGAACAAGGCCAUGCUCCGUUUAUUGCCAGAAGAUGCCGUGUACAAUCCUACCGAUCAGAGAGCCUUUCUCAGCCAAUUUAGCUUGUGGACAGAGGACUUUGCGCGCAAGUUGGACGUGGACGAGCUUCCCAUUAUGGAGCUAUGCCGCAGUCAGCAACCGUUCGACAGCCGCCGUAUAACAAUGCGUCAUCCUAAAACUGGAGUACCGAUAGCCUUUGAGGUAGCAGGCGAGCCAAUCCUCCAUGACGUGACCGGCGAGUUUUUGGGCGGAAUAGUUGUCUUCAAGGACGUUACACAGUAUGCUAACGAGAUUGCGGCGCAAGUGCACGAAAAUGAGCGACAAUUUGAAUAUAUCACAAAUAACCUGCCGGUCAUGGUAUGGACCACCACGCCAGACGGGACACACGACUGGUACUCGCAACGCUGGUACGAUUACACUGGGCAGACUGUCGAAGAGUCGUUAGGAGAGGGUUGGAGAGAUGUAUUCCAUCCAGAGGACAUGCCGACGACGGCUGAGCGCUGGUCCCGAUCUCUUCGAACCGGGGAAGAGUACAACACCGAGUAUAGGGCUAAAAGAUACGACGGCGUCUGGCGUUGGAUGCUUGGGAGAGCGGUUCCUUUCUACAAUGGGGCCGGCAAAAUUACCAGGUGGUUCGGUACCUGCACGGACAUUCAUGACCUCGUGGAAGCCCGACAGGCGGCACGACAGACAAGAGCGCAGCUACAACGGGUUAUUGAACAUGCCAAGGUCACACUUUGGGUAAUCAACAGGAAGGCAGAGCUGCUCAUGUUGGAGGGAGACAUGGAGGGAGUCGGAGGCGCGAGAAAGAAUGAACAGGGGAAUGAGCAGGCCAUUGGGAAGAAUAUUUUCGAUUUCUUCGGCGACUUCGACCGUUGGAAGAGACCAAUCCAAGAAUUGCUGGAGGGCAGAGCGCGAGAUGAGAUAAUGGAAAGAGUCAAGGAUGAUCAAUGCUACCGCACAAGAUUGGUUCCCCUCUACAAACGUUCCAGGGCCGGUGGAAAGGAGGGCGACGCAUACAUCGAUGGGGUCAUUGGUAUUUCCAUGGACGUUUCCGAGUUACGCAUCAGAGAAAACAAGCUGAAAGAGCAAGGGGAAGAGAACAGUAGACUUUUGGCUAACGCAGCUGCAGCCAAGGAAGCAAGUCGUAUGAAAAGUCAAUUCCUGGCAAACAUGUCGCACGAAAUCAGGACCCCUAUCGCUGGAGUCAUAGGCAUGAGCGAUCUCCUGCUGGACAUGAAUCUCGAUGAAGAACAGAAAGAGUGUGCCGAAAACAUCCAACGCUCCGCGAAUGGGCUUCUGGCGGUCAUCAACGACAUAUUGGAUUUCAGCAAGGUCGAAUCGGGACGCUUGGAUAUCGAAGAAGUUCAAUUUAGUCUUGCGGUCGUUCUACGAGAUGUCAACAAGAUGAUGUCCUUCGCAGCGCAGCGGAAAAAUAUUGCGUAUGAGAGCGCUGUACAGCCGGAGAUUGAAAGGGACCUCCGAGUGAUGGGAGACCCGGGUCGCUUGAGGCAGAUUUUGACAAACGUUUUAACCAACUCAAUCAAGUUUACAAGUGAAGGACACGUUCGUUUGGGAGCCUCGAUCAUUUCUGAAUCGAAGGAGACAGUCACUGUACGCUUUGUUGUCGAAGACACGGGGAUCGGAAUCGAAGAAGAUGUCCGCAAGCGGCUUUUCCAACCCUUUAGUCAGGCCGACUCUUCGACAGCACGUCGCUUUGGGGGCACAGGCCUGGGGUUGACAAUUAGCAAGAACCUCGUACAAUUGAUGCACGGAGACAUCGAUCUGGAGUCGGUGCUUGGUCAAGGCACCACCGCAACAUUCUGGAUUCCCUUCAGCAAAGCGCCAUACCAGGACGACGGGUCACCACUGAUCGAUCUCUCGUCGAUCCCGGAUCGCUUGCAGUCGGAUGUGUCUGUGUCUUGCGGAAGCUCUGACGAUCACACGCCGCCACAGACCCCUAAGCUGCACAAUGUACACACCAAAAUGCAUGGUCGGGGAGAAUCAACUCCGUCAUUGGCCAGCCCUAGUAUUCCCGACUACUUGACUACGCUGUCUGAGAGCGAGAGGAAGAAGGUCCAGGUGUUGGUAGUCGAGGACAAUCAUAUUAAUCAACAGAUCGCCCUUAAAACGAUCAAAAAGCUGAACUUCAGUGUCCAAGCGGUAUGGAACGGAAAGGAGGCCUUAGAUUAUCUCUCGCAGGAUUUCUCCGCUGAGCAUCCGAGACCGGAUCUGAUUCUCAUGGAUGUCCAAAUGCCUAUCAUGGAUGGGUAUCAAGCUACCUCGAAAAUCCGAACAGACUUCGAAACAGCCGAUUUUCGGAAUGUUCCUAUCAUUGCGAUGACAGCGUCGGCAAUACAAGGCGACAAGGAAAAGUGCCAAAAGGCUGGCAUGGACGAUUACUUAGCGAAACCUGUCAAAGGCAAGCUGCUCGAGAAGAUGCUCGUGAAGUGGGCGAUCGAAGGUAGGCGCAAGUUGGCCAAGCAGCCGCUAUCCAAGAACGUUGAGGAUCGUCGCGCCUCUGCACUGACCCCUCCCAAAUCGCGCCCUAAUGCCCCGUCCGAUCAAACGCAAAUCUCCCACCUCCCUGUCACAUCUGAAACGACGGCGCAAGACUCAUCUCUGACGGCUGAGCUUGACCGCCUCCACUACGAAAGCAACGCCGCCUUGGCUAAAUCCUCCGAAACCGCUGACGACCGUGCGAUGCGUCGCAUUCACGCUGAAGAGAAAGCAUCCAGCCUACGGGAUGACAAACUGCUCUUCCUCACCGGGACAGAAGGGCAUGGGCAGGGGAGCUACCAGGGGGAAGAGCAAUCCCAGCUACCUCUGACACAGGAGAACAUGCAGAGAUUAGAGAAGCAGGCGGAACCAGCCGUCUUUCGACAGUCUCGCGAGCGCGACGGCCACUCGAGCGGAGACAUGGAAGUUGAGCCUCAGAGCCGAAGCGACAGCAGGGCAGGAGGUUCUUCGAGUUUGAGACCGUCAUUGAAAGCAACACAGAAGGAAAGUGAACAGACCAUCACAGCGCAAUCUCCAAGAUGA
Paraphaeosphaeria sporulosa is the source of this 4104-nucleotide messenger RNA. RefSeq lists its product as uncharacterized. The coding region runs from base 1 to 4104 and encodes 1367 amino acids. The record is from RefSeq and is a predicted model, not a curated record. Gene Ontology annotation, molecular function: phosphorelay sensor kinase activity; protein binding. Lineage: Eukaryota; Fungi; Ascomycota; Dothideomycetes; Pleosporales; Didymosphaeriaceae. Gene Ontology annotation, biological process: phosphorelay signal transduction system; phosphorylation. The transcript is spliced from 8 exons.